This is a messenger RNA of Trichomycterus rosablanca, 1725 nucleotides long. RefSeq names its product gamma-glutamyltransferase 1b (gene ggt1b). Bases 1 to 1725 code for a protein of 574 amino acids. The transcript is spliced from 12 exons. Gene Ontology annotation, cellular component: plasma membrane. Gene Ontology annotation, molecular function: glutathione gamma-glutamate hydrolase. The record is from RefSeq and is a predicted model, not a curated record. NCBI's taxonomy places the organism in Eukaryota, Metazoa, Chordata, Actinopteri, Siluriformes, Trichomycteridae. Gene Ontology annotation, biological process: glutathione catabolic process; peptide modification; regulation of immune system process.
AUGGUGCAGAAGUCGGUGGUGUUUGGUUUGGUGGUGCUGCUGCUCGCCGCUGUCGGGACGUUUGUGGGCGUGUUUUUUGGCACCAGUGGUAAGAAAACCCCCACCGUCACUGAGACUUGGUACAGACGAGCCGCCGUAGCCGCGGACGCCGGGCCGUGCUCCGAAAUCGGCAGGGGCGUUCUGGUGAAGGGCGGGUCAGCGGUAGAUGCAGCGAUCGCUGGGUUACUGUGUGUGGGUCUGAUGAACGCUCACAGCGCCGGGAUCGGAGGAGGACUGUUCCUCACCAUCUACAACUCCACCACCGGAAGAGUGGAAACCAUCGAUGCUCGUGAGACGGCGCCCUCGAACGCCUCCAGAGACAUGUUCGGGAACAGCACGGAACUCUCCCAGAGAGGUGGUUUAGCGAUCGCGGUUCCUGGUGAAAUCCGUGGUUAUGAACUGGCUCAUCAGCGCCACGGGAGGUUAAAGUGGAGAGAACUCUUCAUUCCCAGUAUCAAACUGGCCAGGGAGGGAUUUCCUGUGGGGAACGCCCUCGCAGGAGCCAUUUACAAAAACAGAAACACCAUCAGACGAGACCCGAACAUGUGUUCCGUGUUCUGUAAUGCUGAUGGUGAUAUUCUGAAGGAAAACGACACGAUUAAAUUCCUGAAACUUGCUGACACGUACGAGGAAAUCGCAGAUAAAGGAUCAGACGUGUUCUACAACGGAACCAUCGCAGAGAAACUCGUCACUGAUAUCAGAGGGGCGGGUGGGAUCAUCACUACAGAGGAUUUAUCAGGUUACACACCCCUGUUAGAUGAAAAUCCUCUGAAUGCAUCUGUUGGUGAUAUGACCAUGUUCGUACCGAACGCUCCGUCCAGCGGCCCGGUGCUCACACUCAUCCUCAACAUCCUCAACGGUUAUAACUUCACGGCCGACAGCGUCUCUGACUCUCAGAAGAGGGUUCUAACCUACCAUCGUAUAGUGGAGGUGUUUAAAUUCGCUUUUGCUAAGAGGAGCAUGCUGGGAGAUCCAAAGUUCCUCAACAUCACUGAGUUCAUCCAGAACAUCAUGUCCAAAAGCUACGCCGAAUCCAUCCGCCAGAAGAUCACCGAUCACACCACGCACAACGAGAGCUACUACGAGCCGGAAUAUUUCAUUCCCGACGACCACGGAACGUCUCACAUCUCUGUAACGGACCAGGACGGGAACGCCAUCGCCGCCACCAGCACCAUCAACCACUUUUUCGGGUCGAAGGUUCUGUCCUCGUCCACCGGCGUGCUCCUGAAUAACGAGAUGGACGACUUCAGCUCUCCUCUGAUCGUUAACGGCUACGGCAUCCCUCCCUCACCCAACAACUACAUCCAGCCCUAUAAGCGGCCCAUGUCCUCCAUGUGUCCCACUCUGCUCUUCGAUGGGAAUAAGGAGGUGAAGAUGGUGGUGGGAGCUUCAGGAGGAACCAAGAUCACCACGUCAGUCGCCGAGGUGAUUCUGAACGCUUUGUUCUUCAAGUACGAUCUGAAGAGAUCAGUUUCUGAUCCCAGAGUUCAUCACCAGCUCAGUCCAAACUACGUCGUGGUGGAACCGAACUUCGAUACGGACGUGAUCGAGGGACUGAAGGAGAAGAAUCAUGUGAUCGAGGUGUUGGAAUCCACGGGCGCGGUGAUUCAGGCCAUCCAGAGAGACGGGUCACGCAUCUACGCCCAGUCUGAUCCCCGAAAAGGAGGGUACGCCACGGGGUACUGA